AUGACUCCUACACCGAUCAACGAAUUAACAGCGAAACUAGCUUCGACGACGUAUCCAAUGGCAGCUGAGGAGGUUGUCUCUUCCCCAAAGGUCGAGGAAGUGGACGACAGAUUCAGCGAUAGCAGCAGCGACCUCGAGUUAUGCUGCGACGAGGAGUGGCUCGCGUAUAAAAGGUUGCCGGAAAAAGAACCAGAGUGGGAUGUCGAUAGCUUUGAUGGUCGCGAAUUUAGAGACUACCCCAAUGUUCGUAGACUUUUCCCCACCCAGCAACUUUAUGACGAUUAUCUUGACGAAAGGCUCAAGGCUUUCGCGAGUAAGGGUUUUCUUCCAGAUCCUCUGAGCGAUAUUUUCGAAAUUUAUCUUGACGGACCGAAGAAAGGCUACAACACCUGUCGGGACUUCAUAGCAGAGCUUACGAAUGUGUGUGUUAAGAAAUUCAACGAGACUAAGGUAAAGACUUUGGAAUUGGUAAAUGUCUUGAGAGCUACACAUAGUGGAAUAGCUAAAUGGAAGGUGUACGUCACGUUUAUGGCUCGAGAGUAUCACGAGGGGCCUCUUGUUGAGUAUCAAGCCAAGGUGAUCUACUGCUUUGGAAACGACGACCAACCUCCUUUCCCAAUUCUCUGCAGGCCAAGUCCCAAACCGGAUUCACAAAAUUAA
This is a messenger RNA of Microthlaspi erraticum, 660 nucleotides long. The record is from the annotation of a GenBank genome assembly. NCBI's taxonomy places the organism in Eukaryota, Viridiplantae, Streptophyta, Magnoliopsida, Brassicales, Brassicaceae.